Molecule: messenger RNA, 2976 nt
Organism: Alternaria atra
Lineage: Eukaryota; Fungi; Ascomycota; Dothideomycetes; Pleosporales; Pleosporaceae
Exons: 4
Coding region: 1-2976 (991 amino acids)
Source: RefSeq, a predicted model, not a curated record
AUGGAUCGCCCACCACCCUACCAACGACCACCAGAUCGCCCUAUGAACUACCACCCGCAGACGAAUCCAACGUAUCCAGGCUACCCACCAGCCUCACAGCCCCAGCAACAGCCACUCCACGUUCCCUAUGCCGCCGACCCGUACUCGAUGCCCCGUCGCGAUCCAUUCUUCCCUUCAGGACCACAACAUGUUCGACGCAGUAGCCAAGGACUACCCGCUGGCAACAACGCGCCGCAAGGCCAGGCCGAGGGACAAGGGCAGGGUGGUUGGUCAAAUACAGCGCGACCGAUACACUACGAGACUCAUCACUCUCAGACGAACCCUCCACCGCAAAUGACUACCUCCAACAACCCUCCACCGUCUGCGCCCUAUGGCUUCGAUGCUGCGCGCACCUCUGCACUGAACGGCGCCAGUCCCCCGAACCCCUAUGGCCCGUCUCACGAACCUCCGCCUCCACCUCCACCAUCCUUCGCGCGACCCCAAAUGCCUCCUCCAUCGUCCCCCACACAGCAGCAUCUCCAUGUAUCCCAGUCGCAACGUCCACAAUACACCUCCAACUUUGGCGCCAACAGAGAGCCUCCUGGCCUAGGACAGGCGUUGCGACCGGGAAGCAGCAUGUCCAUCUCAUCUCUUAUCGGCGGUGGGGGUGACACAGGUGCCCUCAACCAAACAACACAAUCACAACCGUCACCUCCCACCAACGCCCCAUCCGCCAACAGUCACAGCAUGCAGCCACCUUCGCCUCGACGUGGUUUGCCAGCUGGUCCACGAUCAGACUUGCCUCCGUUUCGCCGCCAGGCCACCCCAGAGCGCAGCAUGUACGGUAGCAAUACCUCGCGCCCAUCCGAGGGACACGCUUUCUCAGCUGGCUCACCCAGACAGUCCUACAGCAACCAAGGCUCGCCUGAUCUGGGCCGCCAGUCACUUCCACCAAAUGCACAAUCCUACAAGCCUAUGAACUUCCCUGGCCAUCGUCCAUAUGCGCAAGACGCAGGACGGCAAGCUUCUGGAAACGCUCCAUCUCGACCGAACAGCCAGCCGAUGGGACCUCAGGGAAACACUGAACAGGAAGGGAGGCCCAUGUACGACGGGUUUGGAGGUCGGCGCAGCGCUUUUGGACCCCCUGAGGAGCGGCGACGUACACUGGGUGAGUCGCAUCAUGCAAGGCCCAACGCUGCAGAGCUCUUAGCAGGUACAAAUCACAGCGCGUCUGAGAGAGAUCGACCCGUGACUGUGCACCCUGUGUCGCAAUCUGGCUUCAGUCCGCCUCAAGCGCAACGCAACAUCUCUGGCUCUUCAGAACCUCCGCGCAGUCUUUGGCGACAAUCAGCGCCUACCGGUGCUGCUCGCGAACCUCCCCAGGAUAGUCGCGCAGAGGAGCCUCCACCAAUGCAUCGCACUUACGGCCCAUACCCUCCACACAUGCUAGGUGCUCCUCGUUACGGUGCCCAAAGUUCCGAUGAAAUGCUACGGCGCAGCGUAGAUCAGUUGGGCCACCGCGUAAUGGAGCAGUACCACGCCCCUCCUACCUCCGAUCCCAACUCUGAGCGGCACAGAACCGAACCACUCGCGCGCUCUUUGUCUUCCCGAUCCCUCUAUGACCAGCCUCCCAAGAUGGGCGAGGCCAUGCAACACUCGAAAUCGCACAUUGGUUUUGGCUUGGAGGCAAGCAGACGAACGGGCAGAGCGUCUCCACUGCCACAGGCUGUUCAAGGUGCCCAGGCGCAGCCCUUGUCAAUUGGCAAAGAUCCCGGUAUCAAGAGCGAAUUCGGGCGCAUGUUCUCCGGCCUCGGCAGCGGGUUGGGAUCGUCGACCCCGUCGCGGGGAAGUCCCAUGCCACAGAAUGGCCAGGGCUCAUUCGAGUCAGAUAACGGUGAAAUGAUGAGGAGGAUCGGUUCUCAGCAGGGAAGGAAGCCGCCCAAACGAGUCAAGGAUGAGGAGGGCAUUUUCGACAUUGAGAAUGCUGAUGGCAGAGGAACACCCGGCGCUCGUGGGGCUAAACGAAACAAGCACCAUCAUCAUCAUCACCACCAUCAUCACCACCACCACAAGCCUGAUGAGGAUGCGUCAAUGCCACCAGCUUCAACUUCAAUCAAUGGGCGACAAGCGAGUCUACCACAAGCCGGCCCGGGCCAGUCGGUUCACCACCACCAUCACAUUGGAGCAAACCCACAUCACCAUCAUCACCACCACGCUCCUCGAGUUACCCAUCAGCCUCCGCAACAAGUCACAAAGGUCCUGACGAAAGUUCACGACGUACAGCCUAUCCUCGAGGAAGCUGCUAAGCGUCCUCGCAAGCAUCUUGGAUCGCAACUGUACGAGGCAAAGACAGAGCUGCCAAAACCCAACUCAUCACUUGACGAUCAAUUCGGAUAUGCAUCGAAACCCCAACGUCUGCCUCGCUUCGAUGUCAACCCCAUCAACUGCACCUUCACUAUCAGAGUACCUCGAUACUAUCUAAAACCCCGACAACGGCAGCAUGUUGUAUUAGAAAGACAUCUUUGGGGUGCUCGCGUGUAUCGCGAUGAUUCGGAUCCCAUUGCUGCUGCGAUCCAUUCUGGAUGGAUCCGUGGUGAAUGGGAUGAUACUGUUGAUGUUGCUAUGCUCGAUCCGCGCAUCACUGCGCCCAAUGACCCAGCCGAUGCUGCUGAUGUUCUGACCAAGAUUCCGGCGGCUCCUGUGACGCCGCCUGCCGACAUGGACCUGCAGAUUGAGAUAGUUAUUCUACCGCAACUUCAAGAAUACACCGGAUCUGUCGAGUAUGGCAUUUCGAGCAGGAAGAGCAAAGCCCACGAGGGUCUCAGCUUCAUGAUCAACAAGAUCCGAUGGGUUGAAGAAGGCAUUGGCAGCAGGGGACAGGAAAGAACAGCAGCGGCAUUAAAGCGACGACUCGAUGCCAGCGCAACUCUCCUUGCUUUGCAAAGUGGAAUCGACGACGCUCACCGGGUCAACGGCAUGACCAAACUACAUGCUUGA